AUGCAGUCAGUCAGUCAGAGCAGCAUGGACUCGGCAGCCGCGCUUGCGCCAUACAGCGCACUUCUUAACAGCAACCCCAACACUAACUUCGGUGAAGUCAGGGCUAUAUUGAACCUGACGAAGAACCGGACGUUUCUCGAAUGCAACUUCGGUAUUGAGUAUUGCACUUCUAAAAACAUUCUCCCUAAUCUUCCAAGGCUUCGCGACCAUUCAGAUGCACGAGUACGCGAGCAAGCCGAGGAUGAUUGGAAGGACUGGGGCACAAGAAUCCAUAAGGCCUACCAAGUCUGGCAAAGCGGAGUUGAGGGUGGACACAUCCUCAACAACACCAAGCUACUUUCCGCCUUGAAAGAAGUCGACAUAUAUACUAAUCUUAUCUCCUAUCGAUUCGGGCGCUCCAUGGAGCCGGGCUCCACGUAUGACGCAGUCAUGAAGCUUUCGUAUGUGGACGAGUUCUUCUGGAGGAUAGACGAAACGGUCAAGCAACUCACCGAGCAGAGCAACAAGCUCACCAAACAGAGUGAGGCCCAAGGGAUCAAGAUUCUCGAGCAGCAGUCCAGCAUCACCAACGCCAUGGCCGCUCAAAGAGCAUGGCAGUCGGAGAAGAAGAAGUUGUCGGACGAGACCGAUAGCCUUCGACGGCAGUUGGAGAAAGCCAACGAGAAGCUCAAACUGUCCGACACGUAUCGGCAGAGCUUCGAAGAGGCUGCACAAAGUCGAGAUACCUGGCAGGAAGCCCAUUCUCAAGUGGUGGCCGAACUAGAACACGCGACUAUAAAGCUUGAGGAUAAACAAAUCGAAGUUAACGACCUCCAGGCCGACCUCGAAAGCUCCAAAGAUAACGUUCGUCUUCUGGAAGCGGAGUGUGCGAGGACAAAAGACUACGACAAAGUCAAGCAGCAGCUCGGUGACGCUCGCGCCGAAAUCAGCGGGCUUCGAUCCAAUAGCAAGCGCGCUCAGGACAAGAUCAAAAACCUUGAGGCUGUUAUCGAGGAUCUUCGCACUCAGAAGACCUGCUCCCUCGAUGAUCAUGCCGAGGCUCCGGGAGCAGGAGUGGACCUUGAUGAGCCCCAGGGACAAUGCGACCCAGUGCCGACAGCAGGACCUCACCUCGGACCUGAGCACUUCGACACCAAUCAUCCGCAGAACCUUCACGCGGAUCGUUGCUCUAUCGAAGAUGACAUCGACAGGACGGCCAAUGAGGGAAAGAUGAACUUGGCUCUGCAGCACUCUGUGUCUAAGGGAAAGGGAAAGCAGAAGCCAAGCGACGAGUUCCCAGCGCUGCCCCAGCACUCGGAGAGCAAGGUUGACAGCGAGCCUCCUUUGCCUUUCCGUGUCAAGCCGGCUAAGUCGAAGUCGGGGAAGAAGGGCAAGGAUUUGCAAGGAGGUGGGAAGUCCAAGAAGAAGAAGAAGAAGAAGAAGGGUAAAGGCGGAAGGGAUUGUAUAGAGGCUAAGGUUGAGAUGAUGGAAGCUUGCUCUCACGAUGGUAGCUCGAGACUGGCUUAG
This is a messenger RNA of Didymosphaeria variabile, 1506 nucleotides long. RefSeq lists its product as uncharacterized. The record is from RefSeq and is a predicted model, not a curated record. The transcript is spliced from 5 exons. NCBI's taxonomy places the organism in Eukaryota, Fungi, Ascomycota, Dothideomycetes, Pleosporales, Didymosphaeriaceae. Bases 1 to 1506 code for a protein of 501 amino acids.